AUGGCGGAGAGCCGGGGAGAGCUGGAGGUGUACAACGUGUGGUUUGUGGCGGCGGACCUCGACCGCGACGGCGUGCUCAGCGGCCACGAGGCGGUGCAGUUCUUCCAGCGCUCGGGCCUGCCCCAGAACCCCACCCUCUUCAAGGUCUGGCAGUAUGUGGCGGGCGACCGCCCCGCGCUGUCCCGCCAGGAGUUUUACACUGCCAUGAAGCUUGUGUCGCUGGCGCAGCUCAACGGCGGCGUGCUGGAUGACCAGCAGGCGCUGCGCCUGGUCAACGGCUUGGCGGGGCCCGUGCCGCUGCCGCGCAUGGCGGGCAUGACGGUGCCGCGCGGCAUCGAGCUGCCCGCCAACCUGCUGCCGCCGGAGCCGGCGGCGGCGUCAGCGCCGGGCCAGGCGGCGGCCUCGCCGGCGGCGCCGCCCGCGCGCGGCGGCGCGCCGCUGGCCUCGCCGCCGCCCCCGGCCGCCGCCUUCCCGCCGCUGGCGGCCGAGCAGGCGGCUGCCUUCCAGACCGCCUUCAGCCAGCUGGACACAGACAGAGACGGCUUUGUGCAGGGCACGGACUGCUUCGGCGCCUUCAUGCAGAGCGGUCUCCCCAAGGCGGCGCUGAAGCAGAUUUGGGACCUGGUGGCUGGCAACGAGCCGCGCCUCAACCGCCACCAGUUUGUGCAGGCCCUGUACCUGAUUGACUGCGUGAAGCGGGGCAUGGCGGUGCCGGGGGCGCUGCCUCCGGGGCCCUUCCCUCCCGUCGCCGGCGCCGCCAACAUCGCCACACUGUCUGCGGGCGCACCAAGCGACAUCUAUUCUGCCACCCUGGUCAUCCCGCCCAUGCCCCCCCGCCAGGCCUACCACCCGCAGCCGCCGCCCCCCAUGCCCUUUGCCUCCCAGGUGCCGGGCCUGCCUGCCGACCGUGUGGCCGCACUGGACCAGGCGGAGCGCAUGCGGCUGGAGGCGGAGCGGGAGGCGACUCUGGUGGCUGAAGCUGAGCAGCGCAAGGCUGAGGAGGAGAGGGCUGCGGCGGCCGCCAAGCGCGAGUUCUUCACCCGCGCUCUGGGCGACCUGCGCCUCACGCAGUCCAAGGUCAACCGGGCGGUGGCGCAGGAGGAGAAGGCGGGCCUGGCGCAGAAGCUGGAGUCGCUGAGGGCCAUGGCGGCGCAGCUGGAGGAGUUUGACCCGGAGUGGGAGAGCCGGGAGAAGGGGGAGUGCGAGGCGCUGAACCUGGAGAUUGCCGAGCUGACGGUGACGAACGAGCAGCUGCAGCGGCGGGCGGCCGCCACCGAGCGCACGCGUGGCGCCAUGCUGGCGCAGGUUGCGGCGCUCAAGGAGGCGGCGGCGGGUGUGGAUGCUGAGCUGGCGACGCUGACGGAUGAGGUGGACAAGGUGGCGGCAGAGGGCGGCAAGGACAAGGCGGCUGUGGUGGAUCUGCUGAAGCGGCCUUUGUGCCUGCGCCCCUGCUCUGGCGCUGCAGGCUUCAAGAUUGUCAGCGCGCUGCCCGUGGACACGCGGCUGACCACGUACGCCGCCCCCUCUGCCGCCGCUCUGGAGAAGGACGAGGAGGUGGGGGCGGCGCCCGUGGCGCCCGCGGCCGAGGGCUCCACGCCCGCGGCGGCGGCGGCGGCGGCGGCGGGCGGCGCGGGCGACCCGCCGGCCGCGGCCGCACCGCUGGAGGGCGCGGCCUCCGUCGCGGAGGCGGAGGCGGUGAGCGCGGCGGCAGAGGCUGGCGUGCUGGCAUCGGCGAUCGCAGAGGCGCUGUCCGCAGCGCCCGCCGCCAAGCCCGCCAGCAAGCAGGGCUCGCUGGUGGCGGGUGGCAGCGGCGCGGCGGCUGCGGCCGCGGCCGCGGCUGCGGCAGAGGAGGAGCAGGCGGAGGCUGGGGCGGAGGCAGAUGCGGCUGCGCCCGAUGCCGCCAGCAACUCGUUCGAGGCCGGGGUUGAGAGCGGCGACACGGCGGCAGGCGGCGUGGCGGCGCCGGCGCCUGCGGCCGAAGCGGUGGAUGUGUUUGCUGCCUUUGAUGCCGUGACGGCGCCCGCGCCCGUCAAGCAGGCCAGCGGCGCGUUUGGGAGCGCCCAGGCGCUGGCGGCAGAGAGCCCCAAAGCGGGCGACGCCGAGGUGGCGGCGGAGGGCGGCGAGGCGGCGGCGGCCUCGCCUGCUGCUGCGGCCGAUGACGUACCGCCCGCUAGUGGCAGCUGGACUGCCUUCUGA
Molecule: messenger RNA, 2196 nt
Organism: Chlorella variabilis
Lineage: Eukaryota; Viridiplantae; Chlorophyta; Trebouxiophyceae; Chlorellales; Chlorellaceae
Exons: 12
Coding region: 1-2196 (731 amino acids)
Biological process (GO): endocytosis; endosomal transport
Cellular component (GO): cytoplasm; plasma membrane
Molecular function (GO): calcium ion binding; protein binding
Source: RefSeq, a predicted model, not a curated record